UGAACAAGUAAGAAAAUAUGUCUUAUUUUUAAUUAUAUAAAGAAAUUAUGUACAAAAUUGUUUCGAUACUAUGAAAUAAUAUUAUUUGAACUAGUUAAAAUUUAUUAACUAAACAAUAUGACACCUAAAAAUUAUAAUAUAAGAUUGAUUAAUGUUGAACAUUUUAUUAUUUUUUUAUCGCUACAUCAAUCACAUGUACCAUACACGACAUACCAAAUGAAUGUAUUAAAUACGAUCUAAGAAUUUAGUAAACAAGUCUAGCUCGAACUCGACUCGACUCGUUAAUAAAUUGCUCGGGCUCGAGCUCAACUUAUUUGUUAACGAGUCAAGCUCAAGUUAGAGUAAAAAUCGGCUCAGCUCGGCUCAUUUGCAGCCCUAGUGGCGGGGAUAAGGUUGGAUAGAGAAGCCUGGUUCUGUGCAUGGGCCUCGGAGGGGGAAUUGGUUGUUGAUACUUGGUGUGGGGGGGGGGGGGGGGGGGGAAGAAGGUGGGCUAAACCUGAUUAAGGUUGGCCUGAAAUUUUUAUCUACCAAAAGCGUUUUGAGAUUUUGGCCACUAGGAAAAAAUAAUUUCCAUUUUUAACUCAAAAAGAGAACACCCGCCUUGACGAGGGAGGGAGUGGGCUAAAUUUACGUUGGGCUUUGACCGGGAAAUCAGGCCUAUUGGAUCAUUUCUUGGCCCAACAAUCAUUCCAAGCCCAUUUCACGUGGCGGGAAAGCCGACCGUUGUCCAUUUGGCGGUAAAAUCAGAAACCUGCGCUCACUGCUCCGUUUCCAAUUGGGAGAAGGAAAUCCCUGUUCCUUUCCGAUCAAGGAAAGGAUUCCAUAUUAGUUUCGGUAAAUCAUUUCCUCUAUAUAAUGGAACACCCACUUAACUGAAAUCACGAUUUCUUUCCGGCAAUUUCCUUUUCUUACUCCCGUUGGCCGCUACGCUCUGUUCUCGCGCAGCCGCUCUCUGUUUCAGUCUCUCUGUUUCCAGCCACCGUCACGAUGGCUCUUCCGCCGUGCUGGAAUCCAGGGAAACACAAGGAGCUUCUCUACAAGCCGCAACCGGAGUUAUUUGAGAUCAUAGAGUGCGCCAUGACCCUCGCUGCUAUCCGCUGGCCGAAGCAGCUCCGGGCUGAAAAAGCCCGGAUUCUCGGCGCCUUCGACAUGUCUCGGCGCUCCGCCGUAGCCAAUGAAUCGAUGACGGAGAAGACGGAAAAACCCAUCAAUGCCGGCGAAGGCGUUAAAGAAAAGGAGGAAGCAGCGGAGAAGCCAAGAAGAAGCAUCCAUGUGGAAGUCGAUUUGCGAGAUCGCGAUCGCAGAUUGACUUCGUCCGUCCAUGCCAAACCCGCGCUCCAAAAGUCAACAACGCCGGCGACGAAGAAGACGACAAAACCCAUCAACGCCGGCGACCACCGCGCGCAAGGAAAGGAGGAAGCAGUGGAGAAGCCAAGUAGAACCAUCCAUGUGAAAGUCGAUUUGCUAGAUCGUGAUCGCAAAUUGACGUCUGGCUCUGCUAAACCCGCGCUCCAACUCUGCCAAACCGGCGCUAUUUCGAAGACGGAGAAAAGAGUGUCCUCUGAACCGAAUCGCGGCGACGAAGCAAAGGGAGAGUACGAAAGGAGAUUGGAGAUCACCAAGAGGAAGCUGCAGAGUGGCUACAGUGCCUGCGAGGAGUCGAGGAAAAGGUCCAAAGUGAUUGACUUUUGGACGGAGGUUCCGAAGAACACGCAGCAACAAAUUCUCUACGACAAAGACGUGCCGUCGGCAGGAAGAUUCAACAACAACAACAAGAUUCAGCGCUGUCGUCCACCUAUUCAUUGCUAGUCCUCCCAGUCCCAUGGCUGUCUACUUUCAGAUUUCCAGCGUGUAAUUAAUGAAUCGCAUUGCCUCUGAUUUAGGGGAAGAACAUAUUCUUUUGUAUAGUUAAGGGUUCUGGGUUUUUGCUGUUCCUUUUUCCCUUGGUAAAAUUUUUGUAGUCUUGAAACGCUUAAUGUUAGCUUGAUUGGUCCCUCGUAUUGAAUGAAACAAGCAAAUUUUU
Messenger RNA from Linum trigynum, 2023 nucleotides. The record is from the annotation of a GenBank genome assembly. Lineage: Eukaryota; Viridiplantae; Streptophyta; Magnoliopsida; Malpighiales; Linaceae.